GCUUGCAGCAGUGCAGCGCAAUGCCAGCAUGCAGGCAGUGGCCGCCGAGGAAACUCGAGCACACUUGCCCCUUCUACUGCACACCAAGGUUGGUUUUACGUUUAUUUUAUAACAAUGAUAGUCCCGGAAUCGAGGGGUAUAAUGACAGAGCAACAUCUUGCGCAAGUGAAAUCCACACAGAUUGCAGUACAUGAAAACAACUAUUGGCGAAGCAGCGAGGCGAAGUUGCACGCUGACCAACAUGGUAACCUCUUCGUGCCAGGGGAUGUCCUGCUAUACAGGGAUGCCCCCUUUUAUUGCGGCACUAGGCGAGAGGAGCACUGUCAGCCGUUGCAUUGCAACUUCGAGCCGAAUGCAGGCAUGACCUCCCACUGGGAUAUGUACAAAAGUUCAAGGGAGCACAAAGCCAACUAUUUGACAGCCAGGGAUAAUGUUACCCUGCACCAACGGACCCUACUGCCGAGGAGGUCACUAUCCACUAAUGCGGGAGAGCUUGUGCCCGAGCUCUUCAAGUGUGUUCCUUGCCUCUGGGAUCUUAUUGUGAACACUCUUCGGGUUCUUACCGUUUAUGCUACUGAGCUUUGUCCACGGUCUAUAUAUCAAAGUGAUGGAAGUAACCUAAGCUUCUCAUGUACUCCCAAUUGUUUAGUGACAAGAACUACUGGAGUAUAUAUGUAGACCUUACACAUGGAGAAGCAAUGUGUUUUUCUCUGAACUUAUACCGCUACUUCACUAUGCGUAAUAUAUUUCGAUGCAUUUUAUAGGUCUGCUUGUUUUUGGACAAUUUAUCAUCGAUCCUUAUAGAUGCAUAAUAGUAUUU
This is a messenger RNA of Lolium perenne, 820 nucleotides long. Lineage: Eukaryota; Viridiplantae; Streptophyta; Magnoliopsida; Poales; Poaceae. The record is from RefSeq and is a predicted model, not a curated record.